Molecule: messenger RNA, 5518 nt
Organism: Drosophila albomicans
Lineage: Eukaryota; Metazoa; Arthropoda; Insecta; Diptera; Drosophilidae
Product: mucin-5AC
Exons: 9
Coding region: 296-5083 (1595 amino acids)
Source: RefSeq, a predicted model, not a curated record
CAGCUCUGCGAUUGCGACUGGCAUUGCGAUUGCUUGGUCAGACAGAGUAAAGGCGUUUUUAAAGCAGCAAGCCCACCAAGGCGCUGACUUUAUUUGUAGCUUAAAGUGAAAAUAAUAAUGAUAAAAUGCAAAUGCAAAUGCAAAUACUGAGAAAACAAAUAAAUUGCUAAUAAUUUACAAAUUGCAAGCUAAACACUAAACAAAACAAGAAAAUUACAACCUACAAGUAAAGCCGCCAACUUGAGAAACAAAAAUCUUUUGGAUAUCUUGUAAAAACCCCCCUCCCCAAAAAAAAAUGCUUGUCAAUUCGAAGCGGACGUCGCUGCAGGCGUCGACGCCAACGCCGACGCAGCCGCAGACGCCGUUGCGGAUGAUAAUGUGGAGCCUCGGCGUCUUCAUCAUCUGCUGUGUCAGCAUCAGCAGCGCACAAGAUGCGUCUGGGUAUUAUUUUCCUUCACAAAAUCGAUUUGUGCCAUCGGCUGGCACAUUUCCGCGCCAACAGCAGCAGUCGCAGCAAACGCUCAAUGGCUAUCGCAGCGGCAACAGCGGCUUCUCCCCCGCGCCCUCGCCCGGCUCCUACCAGGAGCAGCUCCUCUUCAUAGCCAACGAGAAUGGCGGGGGUGGCAAUAAGCAAACUCCCAUUGCUAGCAACUCACCAUAUGGAUCACCAUUUGGGGCCAGUUCACAGUUUACGAAACCGAAUCGACAGUCGGAGUAUUACGAUAUCUCGCCACGCCCCUUUGGUGUGCCCGUGAGUGGAGGUGGCGCAACGUCCGCAACGCCAUCGAAUGGAUUUACACGCUCCAAGGCGAUACGCAAUGGUGGUGGAAGCAGUGGCAGCCUAGGGAACAGUUUGAAUGGUUUCCAACCGCAGACGCAGCGUGUCAAUGUGCCACACCAGCAGACGCAAUUUCUGGCGCACUUCAGUGAACCAACAACGACGAAUGAGAAGCGCUUGGGAUCAAGCAGCGUUGCAUUGCGUCCCUUUGGCAAUGGCGGCUUCUCGCCAAGCUCGACGCGUACUCGCACUCAGGCACCACCAGCUGUGGAAGAUGCCACACCCCAGGCAGCAGCGACGCCCUAUCGCCUGCGCAGUCGCUAUCAGCCUGCUUCAGCCACAUCCUCAUCGACGCCUUCCACAACAACGGGCAGCAGCGCAGAGGUGAGCAGCAAACGGUACAAUCGCUUUGGCAGCAAUCGCGCAACAGCCAAGACAACAAGCACCACAACUAUUAGUUCGAGCACACAGAAUAAUGCGCCCUCGGAGCGUCCUAGUUUUGGUCGUAAGCCGCCAAGUCCCCGUCGACCUGUGUUCAUUAGUCGCGAAAUUAAUGAACCCGUCAGCGUAGUUAGCAAGCGACCCUUUAACUAUAACAGCGCCAAUGCCCGACUGAAGUUACCACGACCCACUCCAAGCACCACCAGCACUACUGAGGGCGUGGAAGAGGAGGAAGACGACGAUGAGGAACAGUACGAGCAGGAAUCCCAAGAGGAGCAGCACGACCAUGAGGAAUCAUCGAGUCUGGAGAAGCUGCCGCUUCAAGAGGAGACCAUCACACCCAUUAGCGCAAUCAAGACUGAGACAGUGCACAGCCAGACGCACAGCUCGGAAGCACUGGACACGGUGACCAGCAAUGAAGACGAUGCCGAUAAAUCGAGCAGCACCAGCAGCACAGAGGAAUCCCGAACGGAGUCUUCCGAAUCCCACGACUUUACCGAGGAGACCACACUUCCAAAUGCUGUUCAUGAAUACGAAUAUGUAGAGGAGGAUGAUAAAGAGAAGGCCACCACGUCGAUACCCAAACAGAGCGAGUCCACAGAGGAGCAUCAGACAGGCACUGAAGCAGAGACCACCGAUGUGACCGUGGAAAUUGUCAGCACCACAACCCAGACUCCUAGCACAAUUGGAACAGUGAAACAGCAAUCUCAGGAAACUUCCAAGGAGCAGGAUAAGAGCUCGAACACCUCCAAGCAACAGCAGGAAGAUGAAUCCGAAUACGAUGACGAAGAAGGCGAAGAAGGUGAUGAGGAAUACGAGUACGAAGAGGGUGAGGAGUUGGACGAGGAGGAAGGCGGCGAGCAGGGACACGAUCACAAGCAGCACAGUGAUGCAACCACCGAGUCGGAAAGCGAAUCUACGCGAAGUGGUGAGCACAAGUUUGAUGAUGGACGCGAAAUCAUUUCUGUGGUAACCACAAAGAGCGUGGUCAAUGGCUCCACAGCUUUCCCGGCGCCUGUAACGCCCAGCACUUUGGGCACAACUCUCUCGGACAGUCAGCCAGCCCCCAAGCUAGAGGAGGAAGAGCACACCGAAACACCUACCGUGGUUGUGGAGACAACUCCGAUGCCCAGCGACACUACUCCGAAUGUAACAGAGAGCUAUGUGGUCGUGGCUUCGAUACAGACAAGUCGAAGCAUCAACGGUGCCCGUUUCCUGCCUUUCCCGGCCAUCGAACAGGAAGAAACAAAGCAGACAUUAUCGGAACUUGAGCGCAAGGUGCACUCCAAGCAGCAGCAGAAACAGCUCGAUCAGAACGAGAGCAGUGAAGAGCCCACCACAACAACAACUGCAUCGCCAACAACGACAUCCAGUUCAACCAGCACCAGCACAACCUCAACCACGGAGAGAUCUCUGCCAGCACAAGGCGCCUCCACGGAGAGCAUCAUCGACAAAUUGGAUCGCGUGCAAUCAGAGCUUUCGAGUGGCGUGCUGUCGGGCAAAUAUCAAAUCAUCAAUCAAAUGGAUGCAUCCACACAAGCCACAACUCUGUCCACGGGAUCUGGUCGAUUUGUGCCAAACAUUCGCAAAUUCCAGCCACGGACCACAGCUUCGCCCAGCACCACAAGCAGUGGAGCAAAGGUAAAGGUGCAGCACUUUGAUGAAAGCGAAAUGGAUGAGUUAGCUGGUCUAUUGCCAGUGGGAUUCAAGCCCAAGUCUAGCUACAAGAAUCGCAAAAUCACAACGACAACCACAUCGACCACAACAACGACAACCACAACGGAGGCGCCAGCUGAGGAACAACCAAAGAAACCGUCGAGAAACUCGACCAUCAGUCGCUCGUUCAAAAAUGGAGUUGUUGCCGUGCAGGAUGUCGCUUUAGCGGGACUGUUGCCCAAGGGUUACAAGCCACCUAGAACCACAAGCACGACGUCCACAACAAAGGCACCGAAAGCAUCAUCGGCACUGGAAAGUCUCUUCAGCGAUGCGAAAUUCGAUGACAGUCUGGCCGCUUUAUUGCCUAAGGAUUACAAGGUUAGCUCGACGACGUCAAAGCCCGCGAUUGCCGUUGUUGAUGACAUAUCCAAGUUCCUGCCACCUGGCUUUACUCCAUCCUCAACCACUCAGAGAUCGCCACCUGUGGCUGUGCCCUUCGAUGAUCUGAGCAGUUUCUUGCCACCUGGCUACAAAGCACCAAAGGAGGAGCCAAAGCUCCCCAUCACACCCGUUAAGGUGGAUGAUUUGAGCAGCUUCCUGCCGCCAGGCUUUAAAUUGAAUACCACUGAAAAGUCUAGCUCAAGUGAGAGUGAUGAUCUGCUUGCUUCGCUACUACCACCAGGCUACAAGUCAAAACCAGCCGUGCACCCUGCUUCCACCAGCACCAGCACUACCUCGACGACGAGUAAGCCACAAACGAGCGCCGCACCAGUUGCCAGCUCCACAGAGGCACCUGGCGGUGGUCUAAAGGUCGUGUUCCCCAAAGGAUUCCACAAACGUUUGGGUGCACAUCGUCUGACCACGCCACAUACCCCAGUCGAAGGCGCUGAAGUGCCCAACUCGUCGCCGUCGUUGGUGAUCCGAAAGGGCCCACCAACACGUGCAACCACCGAGUUUACUGGCUGGCCUACUCCCCCUACGACUCCGCUGUCCAUUGACAAACUCAAUGUACAGACAAUCAACUUUGAGGAUCUUCUGACAGCAGCUGGCAGCACUAGCACCACAACAAGCACCACCACCACAACAACCACCACGACCACGACGACGCCACGACCCACCAAGCCAGGACACUGCACCGCCGACUGCGAUCUAGAGGCCACAAUUAGGAUUAUCGAUGGCGUCGCAUGGAAACCGGAACUGCUCGAUCAUAACACGUUAGAGUGGAAGAACCUUGCACACGAACUAGAGGCACAGCUUAACGAAGUCUACUCCAAUGCGGCGCAGCUGAACAAAUGGUAUAAGAAGGUGCGCAUCGAUAGCUUUAGCGAGGGCAGCGUACUGGUGGAUUAUUAUGUGGAGCUGGCCAACAUCACCGAGGAUGUGGACACCUUGGAAAUAAAGCAACUGUUCCAUGAUGCGCUCGUCAAGCCAACGGCCCCCAUGGUGCCCGACAAGGAUGCCCAAGAGAAUGAGACGGACAGCGUGUCCAGUCCGCAGGAGGAGCAACUAGUCAAGGCCAGCUAUCAGAUGGGCAAAUUCACCAUUGAUCCAGUGGCCACCGAGUUUAGUGUAAUUGCCAAGAAUCUGCACACGAAUGUGGAGAAUGCUGAGGAUGAUCUGCCCAUACCACAGUGGGCGAUUGUGGUGAUUGUGAUUGGUGUGGGCUCGCUCGUAUUCGUCGUCAUCUUUGGGGUCACAGUGCUGCUUAAUCGCCAGAAGCGCGCCAAGAAGACGCCCAUUCCUCUGACGAAUGACAUGCUUAACGAGCUGAAGGUCAACCACAUGGGUGGCGCUGACAACUACGGCGUGGAUGAUUUCUACAACAUUGACGAUCCUUGGAAUGACACCAAGCAGCCGAUCAAGCCGAAACGCUUCACCAAUUCGAUGCACGGCAGCAACAGCAGCAACAUCUACGAUAGCUGGCGUUCAACACGUCAUCCACACAACAGCGGUGACUAUUUCUAUGACCAACAGCCGGCCUACUCCCAAAAGGGUGACUCCCUGAAGCGACCACAUCAUGGUGGCGGCGGACAUCACCACCACCAGCAGCAUUCGCAUCAGCAGCCAUACGCUGGCCAUCAGCAGCAGCAAGGCUAUGGCCAUGGUCAUCAAUAUCCUGACGCCUUUGCCGAUGCACACCAGAUGUACAGCUAUAAUAAUCAUCCGAGUAGGACGCGGUACGCGCGUGACUACGACCCAGACUUCUAAGAUAAUCAGUCGCGCGCACAGCGACAGACUAACCACGAUCUAGCUUUAGUAAUUUGCAAUCGAUUAGACAUUGCAAAAGUUUAUACAUAUGGCUUAAUUAUACUGCUGCUCAGUAACAUACUCGUAUAUAUAAUAUGUGUAUAUACUUACAUACUUGUAUUCUAUUUAUAAGUACAAGUAUAAUAAGGCAGGUAUCAUACUAUUUAUACCCCAAGCUAUCAGCUAUCUUCGUUUUCUACCAUUACUUUAUUCUUUACUAAAUCUAUUCAAAUGAUUAUUCUGCGUAUAUAUUGUAUGUAAUUGGUAAUUGGGAGCGCUGUUAUUUGGACUCCCGGAAAGUAAAUAGUCAUGCACUCUUAGUUAAAACUAGUUUGUAAUUAUAUCGUAGACCUUUCUUAUAAUUUAAUUAAUGGCGUCUUAAUACAAAAUAAUAAU